AUGGGAUUCUGCGUCUGCCAGCUGCAGCCAAUCCAAGGGCCAGCAGCUCCUCAACCUCAGCAGCGCCUCCAGGAGCAGUGGGCAUUGUUGGUUCUGCAGCCAGUCCUGAAUGGCAAAAGUGAAGGAGGACUUGAACUGGAGCUAAUUGUAUGGGGACCGCCAGCACAGUCAAGUUACCAGAGGAAUCAGGGGCUCCUCAUUGAGGACAAAAAACCUUAUUUAAAAAUGCAUUCUAAACUGGCACAGGAUGCAAUGUUCAACUUCAAAACUGAAGAAAGCUCCUCAGAAGUAAUGGAAAAGCAGUUUAAUCCAGAGUCAGCUUUAAAAGUGUUGCAACAGCAUCUUGUAUCAUUUGAUGCCCUCCGCCAGCAGACUUUGCAGAAAGCCAGCUCGGUUCAGUCAGAGAUAAAUGAGAUAUUCAACAGUAGGGAAUUGGAUACAAACAGUCAUCAGUUCAGGCCAUUUCAGCAGUCUCCCACCUGUAAUCAUGAAGAUGCUCAGCUAUCGAAGGUGCAGUGUUUAGACAAAAUUCCAUUCACAAUUUCUUUGGGCUGGGGCAGUCCAGGAGUUUCUUCUCCAAGUUCCAGUAUAGAACAUAGUACAUCUAUUGAUAAGACUGAUCUGAUGGAUGAAAUUCAUGUUAAUAAGAUGAAUGAAGGCUUAAUUCAAAAUGACAACUCACUUCUCUUAUCUUCGGAAGAUAAUUCAGCAUCUCUGCUGUCAGUAAGCUUACUUGAAGAACACCCAUUAGAAAACAAAACCCUUCAGCACAUGAGCAAUCAAACUGUUUAUAAAACAUCUUUUCCAGUCUGUGGUUCAGGUUUCCCAUGUCAUUCUGCAGCACUGUCAACCAACUCAAAUUUAAACUCCUCUCUGACCUCAAAAGCUGUGGAUGGUCACGACAGAAGCGAGGUACAUUUACUGCAAUAUAACAAUGAAAGUCGGGCAAUAUUAGAGAAAAUCUGUAUUGCCAGUGAACAGAUGAAGCUACACCCGGAAAGAUCACAGAAUUGGGAGUUGAUCCUUAAUUGUGAACUUAAGCGCCUUCAAAGUAUUGCUCAGCUUAUGGAUAAAGAAACUGCUUUAAGGUCUACCCAAACCCCUCACGAGCUAUCGCUUUUCCUUGGAAGUUUAAAUCUGCAAAUCAAAGUAGACAUUAAAGAGAAGACCUUGGAACUGGAAACUCUAGUAACUAGGUUACAGAGUGUAAUGGAGGGUUGCAAGGUAGAUCUUCACAGGCAACUGGGGAAAGGAAAUGGUUUUAAUGGCCCACAUUAUGGAAACCACUGGACCGAAACUGAAAAUAAUGCAGUGAUUUAUGACAACCAAAUGGAAGAGAGAAUAAAUGAAUUUAUUUUUCUUCAGGAAACACCCGAGAGUAUUUCAAGUCAUGAAUCAACUUUAGAAAGGGCCAGCCUUGUUUGUCAUAUGGAGAAGCAAAAGGGUUAUUCAAAUAAAAUGGUAGUGGAAAAGAUGGAUGAGAUUAGUGCUCCUGCAGAUGGAUAUGCCUCCUGGCUUCCUUUAUCAGAAUAUCGCAAUCGUUUGAUAAAUGGAUUGAAGCUAAAGGAUGAGAAAUCAGAUAUUCAGUCAGUAACUGGCAAACUCACAACUUUUGAUUCUGUCCUGCAGGAAAAUUCGGAAUAUAAAAGCUUAGUUUCUAAGUUGGCAGAAGAAAAAAGAACACUCCAGGCUCAAUUUAAUGAAAUGGAGGGGAAAAGGAAGAUUUGCAUUGAAGAGUUCAACUCAUUACUUAGGAGGCAUGAGGAUCUCCAGAGGCAAAACAGAGAACUUGAAGCAGAAAGACAGCAAUUAAUCACUGAAAAGGAAAGCUUUAUAAGAUUGGUAGAUAAGAUGACGGAGGAAAAAGAAGACCUACUCACUGUCAUUGAUGCAAAAGAAACAGUUUUGCAGUUAGAGAAGACAAAGGAAGCAGUUCAGGCUGUUAAUGCAAAUUCAUUGCAGUUUGAGAAUCUGCAAAUGAAUCAAAGUUUAAAUGAAUUAAAAAAAGAGACAAUUUUCUUGAGAAAUGAAUUGGAAAAGACGAGUUGUGAAAUGCAAUGUACAAAAGCAAAGUAUGCGGUCAUGAGGACAAAGAAUCUGAUGCUUUUCCAACUUGUUCAGGAAGUUAAAAACAAGAAUUACAAACUGGAAAAGUCCUUGAAAAAUUCAGUUCCUACAAACAAGUAUCUGCAGAAAAAUGUUGAUGAAGUAAAAAUGGAAAAGUCAACUAUGAAGGACGGAUCCCUGAAUGAGAUGGAACAAGUAAAUCAUGGGAAGAAGUUGACUGAAAGUUGCUCAAGUGAUCUUGUCAAGAAAUGUGAAAUGAUGUCAAAGGUUGUGGAGAUACUUACUGAGGAGAAUCAGAUUCUCAACCAGGAUCUUGAAAAAUACAUAAAAGCCAACUUACAGCUGGAGUGCAUUGUGAGAAUGCUGAAUGAAGAAUGGCGACUGUGGGGAAAACAGUCAUGGAGCACGGAGCAGGAAAUGAAUUUCUUGCAUCCAGAAAUGGGGAAAGUACAUACGUCUUAUCUAAGCGAUGUUGACAAUUCUGUUCAAUUUUCUCACCAAAGAAAGGAAGAUGAGAUAACUUUCAGUUGGUGA
Molecule: messenger RNA, 2601 nt
Organism: Chiloscyllium plagiosum (whitespotted bambooshark)
Lineage: Eukaryota; Metazoa; Chordata; Chondrichthyes; Orectolobiformes; Hemiscylliidae
Source: RefSeq, a predicted model, not a curated record